Molecule: messenger RNA, 906 nt
Organism: Aspergillus japonicus CBS 114.51
Lineage: Eukaryota; Fungi; Ascomycota; Eurotiomycetes; Eurotiales; Aspergillaceae
Exons: 6
Coding region: 1-906 (301 amino acids)
Source: RefSeq, a predicted model, not a curated record
AUGGAUAUUGCCAUAUCUAGUGGACUGAAUGUUGGAAUUCAGGCACUUAACCUUUUAAAUAAGUGGCUAGAAGAGGUAGAGAUUGCAAAAAGCUGGUAUGGAGAGGAUAAAUAUCCAGUUUUUACCCAAAGACUUUUUACAAUUAAAAAAGAUAAGUGGGAAGAAAUAAUACAAAAUAGCCUCUCCUGCUGCUCAUCCUGGCAUUACCAGGUAAAAAAACAUAACGUUCUUGCUCUAGCCAAUGGAGCAAGAAUAUACUCUAUAGAUGAUUCUUCAGGAGGAUAUUUUGCACGCCUGGAUGCCCGAGACUUUGUUCUAACCAUCUGGCAGAUGGAUAUUACUGGAUCUGCAACUGCACAUAUUGCACCCAGAGAAAGCCCUUCAGACAGUUCUUGUCUUUCACCAUCAGGGUGGAGAGAUUUACUACAUCACGGUUAUUCCUUUGGUGAAUAUGAUCAUGUUUUUGGCUGGCCAUUUAAGGGGACGUUACUGUCCGAGCCACCAGAAGCACUAUUGGUGAUCGAUGAUCACAGAGCAAGAUAUCUUCAGGAAAAGCUCCGUUGUGCAAUUCACCAAUGCUACGACAAAUGGACCAUACUCAAACGCAGCUUGCCCUGCACCGGUCGCGAUAAUCAUGAGUUUGAAAAAUGGGACAAGAAAAUCGAAGUGUUACAAAGAAACCUCCUAAAAUCAAAACUUCUCCUGGUGGAUGGUGCUCAACCAUAUACCCCUUUUCUCGAAGAAGAGAGAAUAGGAGAUACUCUUUCCUAUGCUGAGCAUCAGUUGAAAGAGCCUUCAGAUCGAAGAGAAACGGUAGUUGCUCUAACUCGAUUAUUGACCACGCCACGACGCAUCAACAAAUUUCUCAGUACUCGUGAAAGUGGAAAGUCUGCAUCUCUAGUUUGA